AUGUAAUAACCUCUUGAAGAUAUAGAUUAAUUUAUACUUGGCUUCAAUAAUUAAACAAACAACUCAUUAAUUUAGCCAAACAUCAAUCAAGAAUAGCUCUUAGCUUAGAAUGCUAGACUAUUAUAACAAUUACAUGAAUAAUAAAGGAUGCUUAAUUUAUAAAAUCUUUUCACUUAAAACAUGCUCUAAACUCCAUAUCUUAAUUAGUAAUUCAUACCUAACAGCAAAAAGAUUAAGAAAGCUAAAUCUACAUUAUAACAUAUUUAAUCUAAUGCUAGUUUAAGAGACUAACAACCUUAAAUUUAGGAAAUUAAAGGGAAUGUUAAAAAUGCUUAUAUAAAGAAAAUAACAUCAUUAUUAAGUGUUAAAGGAGACAAUUUGCUUGAUGAAGAAUUACAAGAGGAUUUAUAAGAAGAUAGUUCUUCUGAAGAACUUUUAAAAGAUAAAAGAGGUGGAUUGGCAGGAUUGUUAGGCUCAGCAAAUGAUUUAUUGAAUGAGGAAUGUAAAAACAAACGUUUAAGAUAGAGUGCUAAAAAAUCAAGAUUAAGAAAGAAAGUUUAUUUGAAGUUGUUAGAAAAAAAAGUAAAAAAAGGUUCUUAUUUUUAAGGUUUCUGAUUUGGAUGAGAAAAUACAAGAAUACAAAAAAACAACCAAGAAAUCAUUUGAAUAUCUAACUUCAUUAUUGAUUUCACAUCCUAUACUUAAUAGUAUGAUUAUUGGAAGUUCUAAUGCAAUUGAUUAGAUUAUACAAUGCAAUUAAUCUGAAUAAGCAUAAUUGGUUAUUGAUUCAUAUAUGGUAAUAUUAUAUAGAAACUAUAGUUUAGAUGAGAUAUGGAACUUGUGGAAUUAAAAGAAAAGAUUAUAUGAAAUAUGCAAUCAAAAAUAUCCAAAGAAACUUUUUAAAAGGAAAUUAUGGAUUAUUGUUAAUUAGUACCAUUGAUGGAGGGAACACUUGUAAUUGAACAAAUUAAUUUAGAUGAUGAGGAAUUCAAUAAUUAUGUUGAGAUUGUCAAGAAAUUUACAAAAAUAGAAGACAAUAAUUUAAUAUAUAAUGUACUUCCAAUUAUAGAUAAAUUAUUGAAUCAUCGUAAAAUAUCUUAAAAGUUUAUUGUAUAUUAAAUAUUUUAGGUAUUUACUCCAAUUAAACAAAGAAAUGAAGAAUUUGAAAUUAAUUUAAUAAGAUAUAGAUGAGACUGUGAGUUAAUUCACAUAAUAAUUGUCAUUUAUGCAAAUGGUGGAAUUUAUCAAAGAAGUUGAGCGAUUGCCAAAUUUUAAUAGAUCUCAGUUUUGA
Messenger RNA from Paramecium pentaurelia, 1291 nucleotides. NCBI's taxonomy places the organism in Eukaryota, Ciliophora, Oligohymenophorea, Peniculida, Parameciidae. The record is from the annotation of a GenBank genome assembly.